UGAUUGGGUUUCUCCUCUUCUCUCUCUCUCUCUCUCUCUCUCUCUGUAUCUUUGCGAGUAAAAACCAAAGCUUUUUCUCUUCAUUGUCUUCUUCUUCAUUAUUCUGAUUACAAAACUCGGAAUCACCAUCCCAGAGCGAGAGAGGGCUUGCUUUCGCCCUCUCCCUCUUCCAUUGCCCAUUUAAAGAAAACAAAAAAAAAAACAAAGAAAAGAAUUACUGCUUUUUUCAAUUCUGUAUCGAGAAGACAGAAGGCCAUGAUCAUAUGAUUGUAUUUAUUCUACAUCUCUCCAAUUCCUUAGUCUUUUGAUGCGACGAUCGCAUGCUCGUAAUCGGGUCGAUUCUAAACCCAAAAACAACGACAGUAAUAAUCAAAUGGAUCCCAUCAAGCUACAGAUCCGACCUAAUUCACGCUUCUCCAAAACCAAACCCAAAUCCACCUUAUUCUAUAUCUUUCUCGCUUCCUUUUUCACCCUUCUCGCUAUCUUAUCAUUUUAUUUUAUCUUUGCUUCAAAUGAUUCUCAUGAAAUGUACCGUAUUAUAAUCGAUGGAGGCAGCACGGGUACCCGAAUCCACGUGUUCUCCUAUCGGAAUAAGGAUGGAAGACCCGUGUUUGCAUUUGGGAAUGGGGCGAUGAGGGUGAAUCCGGGUUUGUCUGUGUAUUCCGAGGAUCCGGAUAUGGCAGGUCGGUCUUUAGAGGAGCUUAUAGAGUUUGGGAAAAGUAGAGUGCCUAAACAGCUUUGGGGAGAGACUGAAAUUAGGCUAAUGGCAACUGCUGGAAUGAGAUUACUUGAUUUUAAUGUUCAAGAUAGGAUCUUGGAGUCUUGUAGACUUGUUUUGAGAAAAUCUGGCUUCAAGUUUUUUGAUCAUUGGGCUUCUGUUAUUAGUGGGUCUGAUGAAGGGGUAUAUGCUUGGAUUGCUGCUAACUAUGCAUUGGGUAGCCUUGGAGGUGAUCCUAGUGAGACAACUGGGAUUAUUGAACUUGGGGGAGCUUCUGCUCAGGUAACUUUUGUUCCAAAUGAGCCAGUGCCUCCUGAGUUCUCGCGCAUCAUUAAGUUUGGGAACCUUACGUACAGUAUCUAUAGCCAUAGCUUUCUUCAUUUUGGCCAGAAUGCUGCAUUUGAAGCAUUGAGGGAAUCACUUGUCAAAGUGGAUCUAUCAGCUUCUAAGUCACUUGAGAAAGGAAAGUUUAUAGAUCCUUGUACUCCUAAAGGUUACUUGAACACAUUGCAGUCUGGAGAUUUGUCUCCAGGUUCAGUGGAAAAGGGCAAGCUUUUAUCCAGUCUACAUUCUGGGGGUAACUUCUCCAAGUGCAGAUCUGCUGCAUUGACGCUGAUACAAAAGGGAAAAGAGAAAUGCAUCUAUCAGCACUGCAACGUCGGAUCUACAUUCAUACCUAAGCUUCAGGGGAAGUUUCUGGCAACUGAAAAUUUCUUCUAUACAUCAAAGUUCUUUGGGUUAGGUAAAAGAGCAUUUCUUUCCAAUCUGAUUAUGGCUGGAGAACAAUUUUGUGGUGAGGAUUGGUCAAAGUUGAGAAAGAAGCACCACUCAUUAGAUGAUGAUGAUCUGAUACGCUAUUGCUUCUCUUCAGCAUAUAUUGUGGCUCUACUUCAUGACAGUCUUGGAAUUGCAUUAGAUGAUGAAAGGAUUGGGUAUGCCAAUGAGGUUGGAAACAUGCCACUAGAUUGGGCAUUGGGAGCUUUUAUCUUGCAGAGCACUGCUGAAUUGGACAUGCAGCACCCAGAUUGGAUUGCCACAAUUAUUAAUGAUGAUUCACCCACACUGAUAUCACUAAUUGCCAUCGCCAUAUUAUUGAUGUUUGUAGCAUGGUCUAUAUCGAAAUGGAGGAAACCUCAGUUAAAGACAGUUUAUGAUCUAGAGAAAGGGCGAUAUAUAGUUACUCGUGUUGGAAGAAGUUGAUAGCAUAUUUUGAAGGCAUGAAUACCUUUUCUUUUUCUGCCAUUGCAGAUCGGGAAGGAAGUUCCUACGCACCUACAAGCAGCAUAUCAUUCUUCUUAUGCAACAUACUUCCAAUUUUACUGCCCCUCACUUGAAGCUGCCAGCAAGUUGGAAAGGUGAGACUGUAAGAUGCUAAAAUUUUUAAAUAGUAGUGUAAGUAGAGUUGUGCAUAGGAUAGAAAGCUUAGUUGACCAUUUUGUAUUUAGCGGCAGUUGAGAACCUCAAAUUUCAUUACACCAAAUGCUUCCUUUGUUAUAGGAACUACAACUUACUAUGAAAAAACAAAACAAAACAACUCCACCAUGUGAGUUACAGUUGUAUCUCCCGCACUUGUUGUAUGAAAAGAUUUAUUUAUUGUUCCGUGCAUAUAAUUCCUCAAAA
Molecule: messenger RNA, 2338 nt
Organism: Ricinus communis (castor bean)
Lineage: Eukaryota; Viridiplantae; Streptophyta; Magnoliopsida; Malpighiales; Euphorbiaceae
Product: probable apyrase 6
Exons: 8
Coding region: 308-1918 (536 amino acids)
Biological process (GO): nucleoside diphosphate catabolic process
Cellular component (GO): membrane
Molecular function (GO): nucleoside diphosphate phosphatase activity
Source: RefSeq, a predicted model, not a curated record